Messenger RNA from Malassezia sympodialis ATCC 42132, 936 nucleotides. RefSeq lists its product as uncharacterized. Lineage: Eukaryota; Fungi; Basidiomycota; Malasseziomycetes; Malasseziales; Malasseziaceae. The record is from RefSeq and is a predicted model, not a curated record. Bases 1 to 936 code for a protein of 311 amino acids. Gene Ontology annotation, molecular function: RNA helicase activity; nucleic acid binding; ATP binding. Gene Ontology annotation, cellular component: cytosol. The transcript has 3 exons.
AUGGCCGAUCCAAGGAACGAAGCAGGUGUUGAAGACGAAGAGGAGGAGAAACAUGCUUCUACCUUCAAAGAACUUGGACAAAUUGAGGCCCUCGGUGCUACCAUUGGUGCACGUUGUGCUACAAUUGUUGGUGGUAUGGAUAUGAUGACCCAAGCCAUUGCUCUUUCCAAACGCCCUCAUGUGAUUGUGGCUACACCCGGCCGCUUACAAGACCAUCUGGAAAACACCAAGGGAUUCAGUUUGCGUGGCCUCAAAUACCUUGUCAUGGACGAAGCAGACCGACUUUUAGAUCUUGAUUUUGGACCGAUCAUUGAUAAACUUCUGCAAAACAUGCCGAAGGAACGCCGCACGAUGCUCUUCAGUGCUACCAUGACGACAAAGGUGGCCAAGUUGCAGCGCGCUAGUUUGCGAAACCCAGUCCGAGUAGAGAUUGCACGUUUGGGCGCAUUGAACAAGUUCAAGUCAGGUGGACGCUCGAUUAUGGUAUGCACAGAUGUCGCAGCUCGAGGACUUGAUAUCCCAGCUGUUGACUUGGUCGUGAACUUUGAUAUCCCUACGCAUUCGAAAGACUAUAUCCACCGCGUCGGACGUACGGCACGUGCCGGUCGCCAGGGCCGCAGUGUUACGCUAGUGACCCAGUAUGACGUGGAGCUUCUUCAACGGAUAGAAGCAGCGAUUGGUAAGAAGUUGGAAGAAUUUCCAGGUGCGAAGGAUCGUGAAAUGAUCAUGUUACUUUCUGAGCGAGUGGGCGAGGCGCAACGAGUUGCUCUCCGAGAAAUUCAGGAGAAAGGACUCGGAGGUGCCAGUGGGGCAGGUCGCCGCAAGCGGAAACAGGCACAAAAUCUUGAAGAUGAGCGCGAUCGUGAUGAUGACGUGGUCGAAGCGGGUGCCUAUCGUAGCAAAGCAAGGUCGGGUAUAAGUAAACGCCGAAAGUAG